Candida dubliniensis CD36 is the source of this 3429-nucleotide messenger RNA. It is a transcript of the gene MSU1, whose product is annotated as Msu1p. Gene Ontology annotation, cellular component: exosome (RNase complex); P-body. The record is from RefSeq and is a predicted model, not a curated record. The transcript has a single exon. Gene Ontology annotation, molecular function: RNA binding; 3'-5'-RNA exonuclease activity. Bases 1 to 3429 code for a protein of 1142 amino acids. Lineage: Eukaryota; Fungi; Ascomycota; Pichiomycetes; Serinales; Debaryomycetaceae. Gene Ontology annotation, biological process: mRNA catabolic process.
AUGUUGAAACUUCAAGAAUUCCAUAUACAGAAAUGUUAUGGGUCCAAAAUACUAAAACACAAUUUUUACACAUCUUCUAGUUUAUUAUAUAAUAAAUUUCCCAUUCAAAGUCGACGAUCAAAAUUGAAAAAAUCCACUUCUACAUCCACGUCCACGUCCACUUCUACAUCUAAAUAUGAUAAUUCAUUUCUCAAAAAUAUAUUUCAAGAAAAUAAAAACAAUAAAUUGAAAAUUGAAAAUCAAUCCCAAAACAACCCAUCAAGUAAAACUGCAGGAUUGAAAAAAAUUCAAACUCUUGUUAAAUCCAAAGUUAAAUCUCGAAGUAUAUUUGAUUCUUAUGCUAAUUUAAGAAUAGAUAUUACUAAACCAAAUGAUGAAUUGGUACGAACAAUAAUUAAAAAUACCACGACUAUGAAUAAAAGAAGGUUCACUAAUCCAGCUAAAGAAUGGUUGACUCAAUUUACUAAGGAAGAAAUACAAGAAUUGGAAGAUUUUUUGAAUGAUGAUUUAACCACUGAGGGAACAAUUAAUGAGCAAACUAUGGAAACCCCUAUCAAAGUUGGUGAUUUAGUAACAUUAGGAUCAGAAAGUUUACGUUUAUAUUUAGUUACAUCAGUACCAAAAUCUUUUAGUUCAAAAAUUUGUACUUUUUUAAGUGAUAGAGGUGAAAUUAUGUUUGCUCCCUUUAAUGUUAUUGGAUAUCGAUUUUCUGGAUUAAUACCUGAAAAAUAUCAUAAAAUUAUUGAAAAAUUUGUUGUUUUAGAACAAAAAUAUAUAGAUAUUCCUCCUAUUGGUGUUCCUGAUGCAAUUUUUUCAAAAUCAAUUGCAGCUUUACCUAAGGGACUUCAACAUCAGAAAAAUCGGAAAAAUAAAGGAAAUGUGGAACAUGAAGAAGCUACCAAUACCGAUGCCGAUGCCGAUGCCGAUGCCGAUGCCGAUGCCAAUCCUGAUGAAUCAGCAUAUUUGGAUCCUAAUGAUUUUAUUGUCCAACAAGCAGCCUCACAAUUAUUAACAAAUACUGAUGUUCAAACAUUUAUUGUACCAACUACAGUACGACAUAUAUAUGUUCCAGCAUUAUUGCAAAUUUCUAAUGAAGCAUUUUGGAAAAUGGGACCAAUGCAUCAGAAAUUAGAAAAGUUACAUAGAAGUUUACAAAUUGAUGAUGCUAAUGGAGAAUUUAAUACCCCAAGAACCGUAUCAAUAUUUGAAAUAUUAAGCAAACUCAAAGAACCAAACAACCCACAACCAUCAACCAUAAAAUUAGGUAAAUCACCAAAUAAUCUGAUAGAUUUUGAUCAACGACAAUAUAAAAUAUCUGAUGUUAUGGCAGUAUUAUCAUUGUUGAAAAAACAAAGUCAUUUAUGGACAGUUUUACCAUGUAAACUGUCUUUUACCCCUACAAAAGUGACAAUAUGGCCUCUUGCACAAACUAAGGAAGAAGAACGAACAGUUGAGUAUUUGAAAAAUAAUCAUGGAUUAGAUGAAAUAACUGCAUAUUGUGGUCAAAUUGCAUUAGGUCAAGAACCAGUUACUAAACCAGUAUUUUAUCAUAAUGUCGAGAAAAUGUUACGGGAAUACGUUAAUGGGAAAUAUAAAGAUGAUGCAUCGAUAUCUACUACUUUAGUGUCACUUUUACGGAAAGUUGAUAAACAUUUUAUGGAAUUGGGAAUACCACUUAAACAAGAAGCUUAUAAGAAUGAAUAUUCAUAUGGUAAAGCUUAUGAUUUACUCAUUAAAUUGAAUAAAGAUAUUAUCGUGAAUCCUUUAUUAUGGUCUGAACAAGCUAACUUACCCACAGAAGAAAAUGCAUCGGCCAAUACGUUGACAAAACAAAAGUUUUACAAUUAUAUGGAUCAGCAACAUGCCAAUGGAACCGCCAAUGGAACCGCCAAUGCAAUUUUACAAGAUACUAUAGACGCUGAAAUGUAUAAUGAAGAUCCAUUACAUCAUUUGAGAAAAAAUAUGAGAAAAGUUCCUAUAUAUUGUAUUGAUGAUCCCACGGCACAUGAAAUUGAUGAUGGGAUUUCAAUUCAUGAAGAUCAACAAGAUUAUGUUGUUUCAAUUCAUGUAGCUGAACCAAGUUCAUAUAUUAAACCUAAUUCAAUCAUAAGUUCUUUAGCGUUUGAAAAAUCAUCGACUAGUUAUAUGCCUGAUACUGUAUUUCCGAUGCUACCUAAAUUAGUAUCAGAUAUUGCUGGAUUAGGAAUCCCCAAUAAGGAUACUCGAACAUUUGUGGUUCAAUACCGAAUUGAUAAAAAAACCGUAGAUGAUUAUAUUUCUAAUAAAAUGGUCAAUAAAAAUUAUGAAGCUGAUAAACUGUUGUUAGACCAAUUAAUUUCCCAAAUAAAUAACAGUAGCAAUAUCGUUUUCGCUACUGUUUCUAAUUUCCGACAAGGUUUUACUUAUGAUAAAGUCAAUGAAGUGUUGAAUGAUGAAAUGAAAAUAAAUCAAUAUAAACAAUUGGGCCAAUCCAAUGAUCUUGAUUUUAACAAUUUAGUGAAACUUCAAUAUAUAUCUUCAUUACUUUGGGAAAUUAGAAAAUCUAAUUAUGCCUACGCAAAUGGUGGUAAUACCAAUUUAACUGUUAAAAAAACUGACACAGUCACCAUCAGUACUGAAUUCUUCCAUGAUGAAAAUGAAUUACAAAUGAAACUUUCUAAUUCAAAUAAUACAAUUUCUAUUAGUUUUGCUUCCAUGGAAAGUGCAUCUAUCAAAUUAGUUACCGAAAAUAUGAUUAUUGCCAAUUAUUUAACGGCAAAAUUUGCUACUGACAAAAAUAUCAAAAUAUUGUAUCGAUAUCUUGAUCCUAAAUUCAAUAAUGAAUUAUUGUCCGAAUAUCAAAAAUUAAUGGAAUUAUUUGGUACUAAUGAUUCAAUCCCUACUGAUCAAUUAACACAAAUGUUCCCAUUUUUCACUAGAGGUUUAGUCACUCAUACACCGCAAAAACAUUUACUUAUGGGAUUAACAAUGUAUUCUAAUAUAACAUCUCCAUUAAGAAGAUAUAUUGAUUUAGUGAAUCAAUGGAAAAUUCAAGAUUAUUUUUUGGGUAAACAAUCUAUAUUGGAUAAGAAUAUUCCAGGAAUUGCCAAUUAUUUGAAUGGUCAAGGAGAAAUCAUUAGGAAUAUUCAACUGAGAGCAAAUACUUUUUGGCAAGGAUUAUUUUUAAGAAAUUAUCAAGAUUUGGAAAACAACUCUAACAAUUUGAUUGAUUUUAAAUUGAAAUUAAUUACUAAUCCGAAAAAGGGAACUACUGUUGGUGUAUAUAUGCCAAAUUUCCGUUUUAUUAAUGCUCAUGUUGAAGUAUCAUCAGAAAUGUUAGAAGAUAUUAAACUGGGUCAAUUAAAAGUUGGUGGAUUGAUUGAUUCUGAUAAAUUACAUUUAAAACAAGUUGAUUUCUUGGAAAAUGAAGUAAUUUUUGAAUAUAAAUAG